GCAGCAGCAGCAGCAGCAACAACGACAACAACACCAGCCACAGCAGCAGCAGCAGAGGGAGCAGCAGCAGUCACAGCUAUAUCCUAGUGGUAUCCACAGGGAACGCAGCAGCAUUAUCAGUCACUCUACAGGUGGCCCUACUGUUUCUGCUUCUGCUGCUGCGGUUGCUGCACCUAGUAGUGUUGCUGGUGCAGCUGCAUCUGCUGCUGCUGCUGCUGGUGCGGCGGCUGCUCCUGUCUCUAGUGCCUGUCGUGCUGAUGCCACCACCACCACUACUGCUACCACCACUGCUGCAGCUUCUGCCACUGCUGCCGCCACUGCUGAUGCUGCUGCUGCUCCAGCCACAGCAAGGGUGCGGACCCAACCCGAUCUGGCAAAUCCUUUGCUGCUGCAGCACAAGAGACUGUUGGAAGUCCUCGCGCAAAGUGAGUUGCAACAGUUCGCGGCAUCAUGUAGGGAGAGGGUGGAAGAAGCGGCGCUGAGGGAGAGGGUGGAAGGAGCGGCGCUGAGGGAGAGGGUGGAAGGAGUGGCAGCACCUGCAAGCGCAGAGGGGGCUAGAGUCAGCCAGCCUUGGACGAUUGCGGAGAUGCUUCUUCAGCCUCAGUCCCUGCAGCAGCAGCAGCAGCAGCAGCAGCAGCAGCAGCAGCAGCAGCAGCAGCAGCAGCAGCACAGCACAGCAGCAGCAGCAGCAGCACCAGCUCCAGCACCAGCAGCACCACAACGAGCAGCAGCACCGCAACCAGCAGCAGGAGCAGCAGCAGCAACACCACCACCACCACCACCACUACCAGCAGCAGCAGCAGCAGCAGCAGCAGCAGCAGCAGCAGCAGCAGCAGCAGCAGCAGCCAGCAGAGCAGCAGCAGCAGCAGCAGCAGCAGCACCACAACAACCACCACCAGCAGCAGCAGCAGCAGCAGCAGCAGCAGCAGCAGCAGCAGCAGCAGGCAGCAGCAGCAGCAGCAGCAGCAACCACCACCACCACCACCACCACAAUCAGCAGCAGCACCAGCACAAGCACCACAACGAGCAGCACCACCACCACAAACAGGCAGCAGCAGCCAGCAGCAGCAGCAGCAGACUGAUUCUGCACAUGGGGCGUCAAGCCAUGGAGGAGAAUUCAGGGAGGCAAGACCAGGUGGUGGAGAGGGUUCUGGAGCGGAAGCUAGAACAGCAGCCGAGCCUGCAGCAGCAGCUGCUCUACUACUACCAACAGCAGCAGCAGCAGCAGCAGCAGCAGCAGCAGCAGCAGCAGCAGCAGCAGCAGCAGCAGCAGCAGCAGCAGCAGCAGCAGCAGCAGCAGCAGCAGCAGCAGCAGCAGCAGCAGCAGCAGCAGCAGCAGCAGCAGCAGCAGCAGCAGCAGCAGCAGCAGCAGCCUCAGCAGCAGCAGCAGUGGCAACAGCAGCAGUGGCACCAGCAAGCCCAGAAGCUUCAGGUGGUUUCUCAGGUGCAAACAACAGAGGAGCUGCAGGCUCAGAUCCAGCAGCUUCUAACAGGGCUCAACCGAUGCACACCCCGCACUGGGUGGGGAAGCAGACGGAGCAACACAGCAUGGAAGGCGGCUGUGGAAACAGCGGAGGCAGGGACAUCAGUCGGGACGGCAGCAGUGGCACCAACAGGAGCAGUGGCACCAGCAGCAGCAGCAGCAGCAGCAGCAGCAGCAGCAGCAGCAGCAGCAGCAGCAGCAGCAGCAGCAGCAGUGGCACCAGGCACACCAGCAGCACCAGCUGCAGUGGCACCAGCAGCACCAGCAGCACCAGCAGCACCAGCAGCACUAGCGGCACCAGCAGCACCAGCUGCACCAGCAGCACCAGAAGCACCAGCAGCGCCAGCAGCACCAGCAGCACCAGCAGCACCAGCGGCACUAGCGGCACCAGCAGCACCAGCAGCGCCAGCAGCACCAGCAUCACCAGCAGCACCAGCAGCACCAGCAGCACCAGCAGUACCAGCAGCACCAGCAGUACCAGCAGCAGCAGCAGCAGCAGCAGCAGCAGCAGCAGCAGCAGCAGCAGCAGCAGCAGCAGCAGCAGCAGCAGCAGCAGCAGCAGCAGCAGCAGCAGCAGCAGCAGCAGCAGCAGCAGCAGCAGCAGCAGCAGCAGCAGCAGCAGCAGCAGCAGCAGCAGCAGCAGCAGCAGCAGCAGCAGCAGCAGCAGCAGCAGCAGCAGCAACUAAGGGAGAGACGAUCUGGAAACACGCAGGGAGAGCACGGAGUGCUGGGAGUGUAGGGAGUGCAGGGAGUGCAGGGAGUGCAGGGAGUGCAGGGAGUGCAGGGAGUGCGGGGAGUGCAGGGCAUGCAGGGAGUUCAGGGCGUGCAGGGAAAGCAGGGAGUGCAGGGCAUGCAGGGAGUGCAGGGCGUGCAGGGAAAGCAGGGAGUGCAGGGCGUGCGGGGAGUGCAGGGAGUGCAGGGAGUGCAGGGAGUGCGGGGAGUGCAGGGCAUGCAGGGAGUUCAGGGAGUGCAGGGCAUGCAGGGAGUGCAGGGCGUGCAGGGAGUGCAGGGAUUACUGGGAGUGCAGGGAGUGCUGGGAGUGAAGGGAAUGCAGGGAGUGCAGGGAGUGCAGGGAGUGCUGGGAGUGCAGGGAGUGCAGGGAGUGCAGGGAGUGCUGGGAGUGCUGCGAGUGCAGGGUGUGCAGGGCGUGCAGGGCGUGCAGGGCGUGCAGGGAGUGCUGGGAGUGCUGGGAAUGCAGGGAGUUCAGGGCGUGCAGGGCGUGCAGGGCAUGCUAAGAGUGCAGGGAGUGCUGGGAGUGCUGGAAGGGCAGAGAGUGCAGGGAGUGCUGGGGGUGCAGGGGGUACUGGGAGUGCAGGGAGUGGGAGUGAGGGGGACUUGCAAGUGACAGCAGCAUGCCAUGGAUACAUCCAGGCAAUGCCACUGGCAGAGAUGGUUGCAGUGUAGAGAUGACUUCCGAGUCAGAUCAAAAGGCAUGCGUAGAACACGCUUCAGCUGUUGAAAGGAGCACCACACCACACCACACCACACCACACCACACCUCACCACUACUAGCAUGUGCUUGUCAGAUCUCGAGCUGAAUAAUCGGCAUGAGUAUUA
Closterium sp. NIES-67 is the source of this 3040-nucleotide messenger RNA. The record is from the annotation of a GenBank genome assembly. Lineage: Eukaryota; Viridiplantae; Streptophyta; Zygnematophyceae; Desmidiales; Closteriaceae.